This is a messenger RNA of Ipomoea nil (Japanese morning glory), 365 nucleotides long. RefSeq names its product WD repeat-containing protein 82-B-like. NCBI's taxonomy places the organism in Eukaryota, Viridiplantae, Streptophyta, Magnoliopsida, Solanales, Convolvulaceae. The record is from RefSeq and is a predicted model, not a curated record. Bases 18 to 365 code for a protein of 115 amino acids. Gene Ontology annotation, cellular component: Set1C/COMPASS complex. The transcript has 4 exons. Gene Ontology annotation, molecular function: chromatin binding; protein binding.
UUCCGAGCGUGGGUGGGAUGGUAACUUCCCAUCCAACAACUGUAAUAUACUCUUCAAAGAAUGGGUGGGAUGAAUCUCUGCGGCUUCUCUCGUUGCAUGAUAACAAAUAUUUGCGGUAUUUCAAGGGUCAUCAUUACAGGGUUGCCUCACUUAGUAUGUGCUCCAAAAAGGAGUGCUUUAUUUCUGGCUCACUUGAUCGAACUGUUAUGCUCUGGGACCAAAGAGCUGAAAAAUGCCAGGGCUUUCUACGUAUACAAGGAAGACCAACUAUUGCUUAUGAUGAGCAAGGGUUUGUUUUUGCAAUUGCUUUUGGUGGAUACAUAAGAAUGUUUGAUGCAUGCAAGUAUGAAAAGGUUAGCAACUAA